AUGCCACAGUUUUCUAAGUCCGGCACAUGUGUGUUAUCCCGGACAAGUGCUGAGGUCUGUUUAGCAGUGCUCGUGUUGUGGAGUACUACUGAUGGUGGAAAACUCUUGCCCUUCUACUCCAUCUCACAGCAUGUUAUAUGGUCCACAAAUUAUAUAGGCAUUUGUGUGCGACGCUGGGAGCCGGGCCUCAGUGGUGGUCCUGAUGCCCCCCAUGCCGCAUGUAGUGUGUCUCCAAUCAGCACAGAGGGCAGCGGCGUGGGGAAACAGAAUGAGCUCUCUGUGAGCCGACCAUGUGAAUUCAGAGAUAUAUGUCCUGAAAAAGAACUGCUAGAGGCAGCAGAGCACCAUGAAUCUCUUCGUUUAACUUUCGUGUUACUGCUAACAGAAAAUACACAAGUAAGCUGGGAAACAGUGUUAUGGAAACAGCGGCUGUAUAUACAAGUGCCAGGGUGUAUUUUGCCUGAAGGAUCAAAAGAAGGGUUUGUAUCACUCUUGGAGUAUGCAGAGGAGGUCUUAAAGUGCACACAGGUCAUCGUAUGUUUCAAAAAGGAACGCAGUGACAGGGCUCUCUUAAUUCGGACCUUCAUGUUCCUGGGCUUCUCAACAUUGGCACCUGGACAUCCACUGAUUCCUAAUGCAUCUGAUACAACCAAUCUCUACAUGUUAUAUUCUAUUGACUAGAAAUAUUUUAUUCUGGUGACUGCUGCCUGUAGCUUGCCCAGCCAUACCUGUAAUUUUUAAUUCCAGUUGUUAUGCCCUGAGAUUGGAUAAGUGAAACAGUAAUACAGCUUGAAAUUGUUACACCCAUUAAUUUCCCUGUAGUGGUAAAUUGAAAUUGUGUUUGUAUAUUGUUAGAAAGAAGAUGCUGACAAUGAACGGAAGUAACUGCGUAUCUUUAUAAUGAAAGAUUUUUAUUGGACAUGGCUCGGAAAGUGUGUUAACAUAUAUAGAUUAAACUUAACAUUUUUAUUUUUAAAGCUGGUUGACAAAAAUCUUUAAGUGGUCUACACCAAAAUGUUUACAUUCUUGACUAUGCAUUUCAUUUGCAAUAAUAUUAGGUUUCUCAUUUGCACACUUAAUAAGUUAAAAGUUAAAUGUCUGGAUAGCACUAAUGUUAGCAGUUGUAGUCGCUGUGUAGCCCUAAUUCCUUAUAUUUAUGUAAUGGCUCUUAUUCUUUUUGAGGCUGAUUUUAAUUAAGGAAAAAUUUUUGGUAAACAUCUCAGGAUACAAACAGCAACUUUGGUGGCUGGUAAAUAAAAUGUUCAUUGCUAUUUGUUAUAAACUUUCAACAAAAAUGAGUUUUAUGUAUAGCAUGUGAAUUGUGAUAUUAUUUAUAUUUGUUAUACUGAGGCUCUUCCUUAUUAUAUUUUGAAAGAUCAGUUUUGUCUGAUCAUUUCUUAACGUUGUUUUACUUUUGUGUUGUUUUUUCUCCAUUUAUUUGGUAAUUCAGGGAAUGUUUUGCAUAGACGAGGGCAUGAAGGUGUAACAGAAUUAAUGAGGUUUAAUAACAAGGUGUUCAGUUAACAGGGUGUAAUAAUUGUGGAGUUGAAUCUUGACACAUUUGUCUGGCAAGCAUAGGUGCUCAUCUGUGAUUCCAUUCCAGAAAUUUGUUAGUUUCUUUUAGUAUCUCAAGAAAGAGCUUUUAAAAGUUGGAUUAGUUAGGAAGUGUUGCAGUUAAUUUGUUUGUUUCAAAAAUGUGCACCGUCGGUUUAAUGGCAACAAUGCUCUCGUGAACAACUGCACGGAAUCUCAUAUAUACAAUAUUCCAAUAUUGUUCUCUCUGCUGUUAUAGUGACAGGCAGGAGAGGUAUUUAAGAUGUUAAUACAUUAUCAGCCCUUUCACCCACUCUGCUUCGUUUGAUGACACUUAAAAGCAAAAUUAAAUAACUGUGUAGUUCAGUAUUUACAACACUCUCUGUUUUAUGUCGAAAUACAUAUAAAGUUACAGAAUGUUGAUAUGCUGCCCCCGUGCUGAUUGGAACUUAGUGUAGUAAUUACUAUAUCAUCAAAGUUAACAAAAGUAUCUUGUCCUCCAUUCCACUUUUAUUUUGGAAGUUAUAUUUUCUUAUUCUACCCUUGUAAUGGCCUGGACCUUUAUCUCAAUAUCCACAUCUUGCAUCUUGUUUAAUUUACUACUUCAGAUAUACUUUCUAAAAGGUUUUAAUUGUAACUUUUUAUUACUAUUAUAAUUACUACUGUUACUGCUAUUAUAUGAUAAUGUAAUAUCUCAUUUAUUACUUGGGCGCAGAUGUGUAUUGUUUCUGUUGGUAUAGUUUUAGUGCAAUAAACUUGUGCCACCUAGCAGAAUUUUUCUCCUAAAGUUCAAUCAUUGUACACCAGCAUUAUUUUGUAGAUGUUACUGUGGCUUACUGUCAAUAUGAUUUACAUUUUCUUAUGAUUGCACUGUAUGAGUUACAUUAAAUUUUGCAAAAAAAAUUAUUUUUUAAAUUAUUGUGUGAUGUUGGAGUCAGUAAUUCUUUGGUUAUAUAAUGAUAAGAAUUAGUACUAAUUACACUCUUUCAACUAAAAAGGUUUCUGACAAUGUCAACUGGUGUUUUUUUUUUUUUAAAGUCCUGUUGCUUUGUAUGUAGAGCAACUGAUUUAUCGUAUUGCUUCAACUGUGUUAUUCUCAAACCAUAAUUAACUGUAUGGAGGAAGGUACUUAGUGCCAAUAUAAUUUUUCCCGUCUAUCCCAGUCAUGAAUAAAUUGUGGGAAAAACA
Schistocerca piceifrons (Central American locust) is the source of this 2721-nucleotide messenger RNA. It is a transcript of the gene Oda, whose product is annotated as ornithine decarboxylase antizyme 2. NCBI's taxonomy places the organism in Eukaryota, Metazoa, Arthropoda, Insecta, Orthoptera, Acrididae. Gene Ontology annotation, cellular component: nucleus; cytoplasm. The record is from RefSeq and is a predicted model, not a curated record. Bases 1 to 681 code for a protein of 226 amino acids. The transcript is spliced from 6 exons. Gene Ontology annotation, molecular function: ornithine decarboxylase inhibitor activity. Gene Ontology annotation, biological process: positive regulation of protein catabolic process.